Molecule: messenger RNA, 3228 nt
Organism: Haplochromis burtoni (Burton's mouthbrooder)
Lineage: Eukaryota; Metazoa; Chordata; Actinopteri; Cichliformes; Cichlidae
Gene: coq8aa
Product: coenzyme Q8A, genome duplicate a
Exons: 17
Coding region: 771-2759 (662 amino acids)
Biological process (GO): ubiquinone biosynthetic process
Cellular component (GO): extrinsic component of mitochondrial inner membrane
Molecular function (GO): kinase activity
Source: RefSeq, a predicted model, not a curated record
CACUGCUUCACAUACACGCUUAUUGAUAUAUUGCGUAGAUUCCUUCAGCCACAGCCCCAGCAGCUUUCUCCACAGGCCCAAAUCCUCGCCGAGCUGUUUUGGAGCCUGUUGUCACGCCCACAAAGCAGCACCUGUAACAUUGUAACAAAAACAGGCAGCAAGCUGUAAGAGGCAGGAAUGCAGCGGUGGCUCUGCUGUUUAGAUAAGCCUGAAACAAACCCAAGUUUUAUUCGUGUCUUAACUCAAUCUUGAGAUUUGCUUUCAAGCGUUGCCAUCACAAUAGCAACAGCUUUAACAGUCUGUAAAGAUAACCAGGUUGUUUCCUGAAAGGAAGAUGCGACAUUUUUAGAUUCAUAGAAAACCAGCCUCGUCGUCCCGUCGCUCGGCAUAAAAUAUGACGGUGGGCCUCGAGCAUGAACUCAACACGUGCUCCCACGCUCACUCGUGCACAGAAAUAGCUGAAAGAUUUAUCCCUUGCUCUCCUCCCGUUUUGUUUCCAGUGACAUUUUCAGAUGCAGCCCUGGACCACAUGCACGCAUACUCACAGCUUACAAGCAUUCGCCUUCCCUUUCUUGUGCCUCCGUGUGCCCAAACAGGGAUCGGAGGUCAUGGGUAUUUUUAGACAGAGUAUUAAAGUCCUCUCAAGAUGUGACAGCUGUGUAUGUUUGUGAGUGUUUCUGUUGGCAGUGACUCGACAACGGGUUUUAUUUCUUUCCAUUUGCCUUCUUUGUUUCUAUGGUCUUUUUUUUAUCUUCCCUGAAGAGUCCAUCAUGGCAGGUGAUAUGAUGUUGCUAAUGCGAGGCCUGGCUAAGCUGAGCCAGGCAGUCGUAGAGACUCAGACCAACACCCUCCGCAGUGGGACAGCCCCAGGAAUAGGCGCUGCUGUCCAAAGUGUCCAAUCAGCUGCGGAGCAAGGCAUCUCGGCAGCCAUGGUAAAAAUCCAGGAAAUGUCCGGCCAGCAGCAAAGCUAUUCCUCAGAGUCCGACUUCGACUUUCCUCCAGAUGACAGCGCAUUCAACACUUCAGAGUUCAGGGAUGAAGGUGCAGACUUCACAGUGGAUCACUCAGGAAGCAGCGAUGACGCAGCAACAGGGGCGAAGCAUGCCAGUGGGAAACACUCAGUAUUUGAAGGAUACAAAGACCCCAGCAAACAGUUCAGUGGGAACACCAGAUCCUACCACCAAGAUGUGAGACUUCUUAGUGGACGUCAGCUCUACAACCACAGAAUGAACAAACAUGUGUGGAGGCAGCUUUACUUUCAGCAUCCUGUCAGUCAGUUCAGGAGCUACCAUCAGGACCCAUCCACGAUGGGGGGAUUGACGGCCGAAGACAUCGAGAAAGCUCGAGAGAGCAAGGGGACUGAUGGAAAACCACAUAAACAGAUGCUGAGUGAGAGAGCCAGAGAGAGGAAAGUGCCCGUGACCCGGAUCAGCAGAUUGGCCAACUUUGGAGGUCUGGCUGUAGGUUUGGGUAUUGGAGCUCUAGCAGAAUUCGCCAAGAAGAGCAUCAGACAAAACGGCGCAGAAGGUGAAAACAGGAAAGCAGUUCUGGACUCGAGCCCUUUCCUGUCCGAGGCCAACGCUGAGCGCAUUGUCAGAACUCUGUGCAAAGUCAGAGGAGCUGCAUUAAAGUUGGGACAGAUGCUCAGCAUUCAAGAUGACGCUUUCAUCAAUCCUCAUCUUGCCAAGAUUUUUGAGCGUGUGAGACAGAGUGCUGACUUCAUGCCAAUCAAACAAAUGACAAAAGCACUGAAUAACGAUUUGGGCCCAAACUGGAGGGACAAGCUGGAAAUGUUUGAGGAACGCCCUUUUGCGGCAGCGUCCAUCGGGCAGGUUCACCUUGCACGGAUGAAGGAUGGCAGGGAGGUGGCCAUGAAAAUACAGUAUCCUGGUGUGGCUCAGAGUAUCAACAGUGAUGUCAACAAUUUGAUGACGGUGCUGAAUAUGAGCAAUGCUCUGCCUGAAGGUCUGUUUCCAGAGCACCUGAUAGAUGUCAUGAGAAAAGAGCUAGCCCUGGAGUGUGACUAUAUUAGAGAAGCCCAGUGUGCAAGGAAGUUCAGGGAGCUGUUAAAGGACCAUCCGUUCUUCUACGUACCAGAGGUGAUAGACGAGCUGAGCAGCCGCCAUGUUCUCACUACUGAACUCGUUCCUGGAUUUCCCCUGGACAAAGCCGAGAGCCUCUCUCAGGAGCUGAAGAACGAGAUCUGCCUCAACAUCUUGACUCUGUGUGUCAGAGAGCUGUUCGAGUUCAGGUACAUGCAGACCGACCCAAACUGGUCCAACUUCUUCUAUGAUCCACAGGCGCACAGGGUGGCGCUGUUGGACUUUGGAGCCACGAGAGGAUUUGAUCAAUGUUUCACUGAUGUCUACAUAGAGAUAAUCCGUUCAGCUGCCAUGGGCAACAGGGAGGGAGUACUAAAGAAAUCUAUUGAGAUGAAGUUCCUGACCGGUUACGAGUCCAAGGCAAUGGUGAAUGCCCACGUGGAUGCAGUGAUGAUCCUCGGCGAGGCUUUUGCCUCCUCGGAGCCCUUCGACUUCGGUUCCCAGUCCACCACCGAGAGGAUCCACAACCUCAUCCCUGUGAUGCUCAAACACCGGCUCACCCCGCCCCCGGAGGAGACGUACUCGCUCCACCGUAAGAUGGGUGGCUCGUUCCUCAUCUGCUCCCGGUUGAAUGCUCAGCUGCAGUGCAGGGAGAUGUUCGAAAUGUCGUAUCAGAAGUACUGGGAAGGCCGCACGCCACCGUCUGACUCGGCAUAAAACCAAUCAGUGUUUGGAAUUAUGAUGGACUGGAUGGGGGGGAAGGGGGCCAACAGAAAAGUGCCCAUAGAUACCAAAACGGAGGAAGGAAACUGUCGUCGAGCGCCAGCGUGUUGGGCAUCCAAUGAAAAGACCCGCAUACAUAUCAACACCCAUCAUUUUUGGUUUGAAAGAGGGAGCAGCAACAUGGUGUGCGUGUUGCGUUUAAGGCCAGAAGAAAAAAAGCUGUAAGAGACAAGAGUGAAGGAGAGAAGCAGCCUUGUUUUAGGCGUAAACUGAGUGUAAAAAGGUUGAAUUUGCAUCUCUUGAUGAUUUCACGAUGAUUCUUGCAUCUUAUGUUGCUGUGUUUUGUUGAGCUUUGGGAUACACUGUAAAGUUUGCUCUUUACCGUAAAUGUCACAACAUUGCAUUGCGUUAACUAAGCUUUAAUUUUAGGCCAGAAUAACAAUGCAGGUAUUUCUGCUUCUUU